Thamnophis sirtalis is the source of this 2882-nucleotide messenger RNA. Lineage: Eukaryota; Metazoa; Chordata; Lepidosauria; Squamata; Natricidae. The record is from RefSeq and is a predicted model, not a curated record.
CUGAACUUGAUACAGAGCAUGUUCAGAAAGUGCUGGACAUGGAGCAUACCCAAGAAAUGAAGCUAAAGGAGCGGCAGAAAUUCUUUGAAGAAGCCUUCCAGCAGGACAUGGAACAGUACCUUACCACAGGCUAUCUGCAGAUAGCUGAAAGACGGGAGCCAAUAGGGAGCAUGUCUUCCAUGGAAGUGAAUGUGGACACGUUGGAACAAAUGGACCUUGUCGAUAUGUCGGAUCAAGAAGCCUUAGAUGUCUUCCUUAAUUCUGGAGUAGAGGAGAGUUCUUUGCUAUCCGCAGUGAUCGGGUCAGAUUCCAGCACCCAUCAAAAUGAAAUCAGUUUUCAGGUUCCCACUAAGUCAGAGCUGGGCGAGAAGUUCGCUUCGGAAGCACCUGGGACAGAUGCUACUAGCCAAGAUGCCUGUGAAGGAGACGCCCCGGUGGUCCAGUUAGAUGAGGAAGAUGUGCAAGUGGACACCGCCCUUGUGAAUACAGAAACGAAGAGCCCCUCCUCACAUGUCAGCGAUGAGAGUGAUUAACAGACCGAGGCGUAUCACACUGCCCUAUAGGAAUUAAGACUGGAGUGAAUGAGAAAAGACAUAAUUGGCAGAGCUUGUCAUGUUUUAUCUUCCGAGAGAUAACUGUAUGCAGUCAUAGAAAAUAAUGUGUUUUUAUAUUAAAAGCAUUCUGAAAGCACACCCAUUAAGCAAUAAACUCUUGCCUUUGGAACAAUUUAACUUUCCCUGUCGAUGCUUGCUGAAAAGGACAAAUUGUGAAUAGAGUUACUUUACAAUCUUCAGUAGAACUAUAAUACGGAGAUAAUUUUAAGCCUUUGUGGUAAGUUAGUAUAUUUUUGUUCCUAAAAAGACUGAAUAUAAAAAAAGGUGUUUAUCAUGCAAUGGAGAAUAGGCUAGUUAUUUGGAACAAGAGAGAUUGAAUGGAUAUUUACAUUAAAGAAUUAGAAAGGUAAAAGUCCCUGUGUAUGCUGUAUCUCUCUAGAAAAAAAAGAUAAAACUGGACGUGUAUAAAGUACUUGCUAUUCUAUGUAUGUAGAGUUAAAACCAAAAAUUGAACAGCUGGGUGGGGGUUUUUUUUGGCUUUCGUAUAACUGCCUCAGUUGAAGGAUCAGCAAUUGACAAAAAGCAGCACUUGGGUUUUAUAAAAAAAAAGAUGGUUGGCCUUUGGAUUUAAUCUGACCCCCAACUAAAAAUAUACCACUGUAACUUAAAUUAUUUGUCAUCAUCAGGUCCCAAGGAUGUGGGAUGUGAAAAUAAGAUACAUACAUGAGAUUUUUUUUUAAGAAAACCACACUACUAUUUCUCUCAGUGGCCCUUAUUAAUACAGACAGGAAACCUCUAUAUUUAAUUUUACAUUUUAAAAAACUUUUUUAUUCCACCUUGUAUUAUUUUUAUACACGAGGCGGUGAACAUGUCUAACACUCCUCCUUUCUCCUAUUUUCCCCCACAACACCCUGUGAGAUGAGUUGGGCUGAGAGAAAAUGACUGACCCAAAGUCACCCGUUCAGUUUUCAGGCCCAAGGCAGGACCAGAACUCACAAUUUCCUGGCUUCCAGCAUGGUACUUCCAAGCACUAUUUGUUAUCUUGCACCCCUUUAGAAAUAUCUUUCACUAUUUGUUAUCUUUCACCCUUUUAGCAGAGGAACGAGAGCUGCGGCCCUUCAGGUUUUGCUGGGCUUCAGUAUCAUUCACCAUAUUGGAAGCUGUAGCAAUAUUGUGAGGAUCACAGGUUCUACUUUCCCCCCUUCUGUAAAUAUUUGAAGGAGAGAUGUUCUAAUUUGAUAUUAUGUCUAAGGUCUUGUUCUAUGAGUGGGCAAAUAUACUUGCAAACAAUUGGCAGCUUUAUUUUUUAUCUUUUCUAAUAUUUUAGAAAAUAUUGAUUUAGCUUGCUCACAAAGCCUAUGUACUAUUGAAUUAUUCUGUCUCAAAGGAGUGUGAGAGGGGAAGAUAAUUCAGAGCCGUAGCUGUUCAAAACCCCUCUGGUUUGGACUGCAAAUUAGUUGAAACAUUUAUUUCACUUUUGUUGCAGUAAUAUAGCUCUGCAAAUGACUUGAAGUACUACAUAAACUACAUAUUUUCUAAGCCCACGAUAGCAGUUCUAAAUAAGACAGCUGGCUUUAAAUCAUGUGAUCUCUAGUGCUUUCAGAAGAAAGACAAAGUGUCCAAAAAGUGUAUUUUUAUUAAACCUUGUAUUACAAACCUGAAAAGUAAACAAAAUCUGGCAAUAAACAUGAAGUCUUUCCUUACAAGGAAAGAGCAGAGCAGCGCUAAUAAAUUAAAUGUCAAAACUGUAAGCCAUAGUCAGAAGUUUACUGUCAAGAAGGAAAGAAUACACAGCAAGGCCAUAAAAACCGGACAACCACAUUGGAAACACUCGACUCUGUUGUUAUUGUUAAAUAUUCCAAAACAAUUCAGUCUUCUGCAACAACCAACAAUAUGUAUUUUAUAAGACUUUCCUGACAAGUCACUCACCACUGGCAAGCUCAGUGCAAUAUGGGUAGCUCUACUGUUGUUGAAUUCAAUUAUGAAACAAAGAGUUUGUGAAAACAUUUUCCCUUUUUUAUUCCACACAUACUGUACACACAACCAGAAAAGGGCAACAACUAACUCCAUUAUUAUUUUUUUGUUGUUGUUCAGUGAUGUAAGCAGCACUUAUAAAUGUUACAAGAAAAACCCUGUAAGCAUCCAAUCCAACCGACGAAGAAAGUGAAACGUAAGGCUUUUUCUUCAUCUUGUCUCUUUUGCCACCCUUCCCCCCCCCACCCCUCCCAAGAAAAAAGGCUCAAGUAUUUAAAACAAUUUACAGGCUUAUGUACAAAAGUUAUGAUACUUUUUUUUUUUUUUUGUUACACGUGAAAGGAGGAAAAAUAA